AUCCAAUUGGGAUUAUUGGGCAUUAGUUGUUAACUUGUUGAUUAGGGUAAUUUCGUGACGCUUGGACGGUCCUCCGCCACCUUUCUUUGGGAGGGGGCAAACAGCGACACGUCCUUAGGAAGCUUCAAAAGCUGUAAUGCCAGGGCGCAUGUUAGCACCAGUCACGCGUGGGCCGCGGGUGGUGUAACGCGCUCCGUCUUCUAUAGCGAGCUGUAGAGACGACUGAGUCGAGCUUCGAGACAGUACGGUGAAGCUAGAGAGAGCGCGAGAGAGAGAGAGAGGGACAGAGAAAGGGGUCAUGGUGGAAUCGGAGCCAACUCAGAUACUGGUGGCGGUGAACGAGUCGACGAUCAAAGGCUAUCCUCAUCCGUCCAUCAGCAGCCGAGGCGCCUUCGAAUGGACUCUUCAGAAGAUCGUACGCUCCAACACCUCUAGCUUCAAGCUCCACUUCAUUCAUGUCCAAGUCCCCGACGAAGACGGGUUUGAUGACAUGGACAGUAUAUAUGCUUCACCGGAUGAUUUUGAAAAUAUGAAGCAAAGGGACAAGAUAAGAGGGCUUCAUCUGCUGGAAUUUUUUGUCAACAGAUGUCAUGAAAUUGGGGUUACUUGUCAAGCGUGGAUCAAGAAAGGAGAUCCAAAGGAAGUGAUCUGCCAUGAGGUGAGACGAGUGCAUCCAGAUUUUCUGGUUGUUGGAAGUCGAGGUCUUGGCCCCUUUCAGAGGGUGUUUGUUGGAACUGUGAGUGAAUUUUGCGUGAAGCAUGCAGAGUGCCCUGUGAUCACAAUCAAACGCAGAGCAGAUGAAACUCCCCAGGACCCUGUUGAUGACUGAUUGUUUCUGCGAAGUCCUCAAUGCACUGGGCUUGGCUGUGUUGAAAUAGACUGUGUCAUUUGAGCCCAUUUUCUAUAUUUAAAAACGUGCUUGAUUAGAAACGUUAAGAAAGAUGAUUUUGUGUUCAAAAUUUUGUGAGCAGAGGAUUUGGAUGCUGCUGAAGAGGAAUCUCUCUUACCAUGAAGUUAUUACUCCAUUUGCAGGGUUUCCUUUUGAGGUUUGAGCUGUCUCAAAUUGCUUCCUUUAGAGAAGUUGUUGAGAAGGGUUUGGUUUGCUCAUGGAUUCGGGCAUUUGGGUGUUUUAUGUGUGGUUCAUGUUUAAUGAUCAGAAAUUCAUUGGUAAAUAUUCUUUCAGUGUUCUUUAUGCAGACAUUUCAUUAAUUUAUUCCCAUUUGAAUA
Malania oleifera is the source of this 1227-nucleotide messenger RNA. Its product is annotated as universal stress protein A-like protein. Lineage: Eukaryota; Viridiplantae; Streptophyta; Magnoliopsida; Santalales; Ximeniaceae. The record is from RefSeq and is a predicted model, not a curated record. Gene Ontology annotation, molecular function: AMP binding. Bases 299 to 829 code for a protein of 176 amino acids. The transcript is spliced from 4 exons.